AUGCUUGUACAUUUAUUUCAUCGAUGAGCAUUCCAUUCAUAUCACCCCUCGUGUGUUUAUUUAUGCGACAGCUGGCAGGAAACACAAAAGCAUGCAGUCAUAGUGGAUGGCACUGGAUGCACCAGCUUUUUCGUCCUCGUUACGUAUUUCAUAGAUUGAAGUUCUCGCAUCAGUUUAUGCGACUCAUGUUUUUCUGCUGGGAAGAUCCGAAGUUUUAUAACGUUGACCCUGUUUCCAACGGCGCGAACGAUGUCUCGACGACUGUCAGCACCAAAGGUCACGCUGACCCCACCCGGACAGGAAAAGCGGUCAUCCAUUUCCGACGCUAAUCACCAGCAGCUGAAGAAAGAUGUCCACGAUCGCAUUAUUGAGAUGGUCAGAAAGAAAAAGCUUGAAAAAGAGCAGAAGGCCAGCGGGAAAAAAGGAUUUCUAAAUCCCGAACGCAAAAGAAACUUAAAGAAACUACUUCAAGAAGCAGCCAAAAAAGCGGUAAAAGAGCAGCAAAAUGAGCGGGCGCGCAUUCGCGGCGAAGAACUGGAAAAAGCCAUUGGCAGAGAACAGCAUUCUAACGCUAAAGACGAAAAUACUCUACGGCAAAUUUGCCAGCAGUACCAUGAACGCGCAAAAGCUCUGGCGGACGCAGUUUACGACCUGGAAAGGACUGUAUGCCACAGAGACUUUUUGACCAACGAGUUAAAUAUUGAGGUCAAUCAACUGCACGGAAAGUUUGUCAAGCCAACGUUGAAAAAAGUCGGAAGUAUUCGAGUUAAAGAAGCACCGGAAGCCAACAGCGGAAACGCUGAUUAUCGCUGGAUGCUCCGCCCCACACCAUCCGCGCCCACCAGUCCUGGUAAAAUCCUGGAAGAGCUUAAAGAGACCAAGGACAAAUCCUCGGUACCUACACGACUGUAACCAUCGAAUUCGGCCAUCCACAAAAAUUCCGCCAAUGUGUUGAUUAAUAUUAUAGCGCUGGAUAUUCGACAUCCGACACACUGCGGUUCACCUUACAAUUAUAUCACAUUUUUAUUACCCAACGUGCAAGUGAUUAAUAUAGCACUUAUAAAAGAUUGUUUAAAUUAUCGUAAUACAGUAACACGCUCGAUGGAUUUGGAAAAUUAUUUAGUAAAGA
Paramacrobiotus metropolitanus is the source of this 1129-nucleotide messenger RNA. Its product is annotated as troponin I-like. Bases 250 to 912 code for a protein of 220 amino acids. Gene Ontology annotation, cellular component: troponin complex. The record is from RefSeq and is a predicted model, not a curated record. The transcript is spliced from 5 exons. NCBI's taxonomy places the organism in Eukaryota, Metazoa, Tardigrada, Eutardigrada, Parachela, Macrobiotidae.